GCUUCCUGGCACAUCUCAUCUCCUUCAAUCUCUACUUUAUUUCAGUAGAAGAAAAUAAUCAUGGCCAGCAAAUCGCUUGGGCUUCUCUUUUUGCUGCUCGUUGUCUUGGCUUCUCAAGAAAUGGUGAAGCCAGCAGAGGGAAGAGUUUGCGAGUCACAGAGCCACAAGUUCCACGGGCCAUGCUUGGGUGACCACAACUGUGCUUUGGUGUGCAGGAAUGAAGGUUUCUCCGGCGGAGAUUGCAAAGGACUCCGUCGCCGGUGUUUCUGCACCAGGCUUUGUUAGCUGCUGCGCGCGCAACCACGUACGUACGGCCGGCCACAUGCAUGCAGGAGGAGGAGUAAUCAUCAUGAAUAAAAGCCGUAGUAGUUGUUGUAGGUGUAGGGGUACGGUUUGUGUAUUUGUGUUGUGAAAGCGUAAAUAAGCAUUCUCUUCCGUUUGGUCGGGUGUCAUCUAGUCAUGACCUCCUUGCCCGAUGGAAUUGUGUGUUUUCAGCUUUUUAUUCCAGUUAAGAAACUAUAUUUGCCUUUUAUUUUA
Corylus avellana is the source of this 537-nucleotide messenger RNA. RefSeq names its product Scorpion toxin-like knottin superfamily protein (gene PDF2.5). Gene Ontology annotation, biological process: defense response. The record is from RefSeq and is a predicted model, not a curated record. Lineage: Eukaryota; Viridiplantae; Streptophyta; Magnoliopsida; Fagales; Betulaceae.